AACAAAGAGAGCUGACCUGUUCUCCCCUCCUCUCGCUCCUCGAAACCUGAAGCAACAAACGGGACGGGUUGAAGGAUGAAGAAGUUUCGGAAGGUGUUGGACGGUUUGACCACCUCCUCUCCGGGGGGGACUAUUGGGUCUCCGUCGUGCGGCAGCGCGGCCGGGACUCCCACCGCGGCACCGACUCCCAGAGAAAUUGACGUGCAAGAGACGCUAACGUCGGACAACUUUCAGCUGUGUAAGACGGUUCGUCACGGUUUCCCUUAUCAGCCCACAGCUUUGGCCUUCGACCCCGUGCAGAAGAUUCUUGCCAUCGGUUCAAGAUCAGGUGGUGUACGAAUACUGGGACGGCCAGGGGUGGACUGCUUCUGUCAACAUGAGAGCGGAGCCGCCGUUCUCCAUCUUCAGUUUCUCAUCAAUGAGGGGGCGCUGGUCACAGCCUGUGCAGACGACACGCUGCACUUGUGGAAUUUACGCCAGAGACGGCCGGCUGUCCUGCAUUCCCUCAAAUUCAACAGAGAGAGGAUCACAUUUUGCCAUCUUCCCUUUCAGAGUAAAUGGCUCUAUGUGGGAACAGAGCGUGGGAACACACACAUUGUCAACAUUGAGUCUUUUAUUUUGUCUGGGUAUGUCAUCAUGUGGAACAAGGCCAUAGAACUAUCAACCAAAACUCACCCAGGACCUGUAGUUCAUUUGAGUGACAGCCCGAAGGAUGAAGGCAAGCUGCUUAUAGGAUUUGAAGCUGGGACCAUUGUUCAGUGGGACCUUCGUGCCAAAAAGGCGGACUUCAGAAUCUACUAUGAUGAGGCCAUCCAUUCGGUCAGCUGGCAUCAUGAAGGCAAGCAAUUCAUGUGUAGUCACUCAGACGGCAGCUUGACGCUGUGGAACCCCAGAAACACCACCAAGCCAUUCCAGGUCACCUUCCCUCACGGAAAGAUCCAGAAAGAUGGAAGGAAGGAGUCAUGUAAACCGAUUCUCAAAGUGGAGUACAAGACCUCAAGAAGCAGCGAGCCUUUUAUUAUCUUCUCUGGUGGCCUUUCAUACGACAAGGCAGGACGACGGCCAGCUUUGACCAUCAUGCAUGGCAAAGCCAUCACCGUGCUGGAGAUGGGCUAUCCUAUCGUAGAGUUCAUGGUACUCUGUGAGACUCCAUACAAUAACGAGGUCCAAGAGCCCUACACUGUGGUGGUUCUGCUGGAAAAGGACUUGAUCGUAGUGGAUCUGACACAGAGCAGUUUCCCUGUGUUUGAGAACCCGUACCCCAUGGACAUCCAUGAGUCUCCAGUUACCUGCACAGCCUAUUUUGCUGAUUGCCCACCCGACAUCAUCCCAAUCCUUUACUCUAUAGGAGCUAAACACAAAAAGACCGGCUACAGUCAUAAGGAGUGGCCAGUUGGAGGUGGGACAUGGACGUUGGGCUCUCAUACCUAUCCAGAAAUCAUCAUCACAGGGCAUGCUGAUGGGUCAAUAAAAUUUUGGGAUGCGUCUGCAUUCACACUGCAGAUGUUGUACAAGCUGAAAACCUCUAAAGUGUUUGAGAAGCCAAAGGCAGGCGAGGGCCGAUCUGCCGAGAUGGUGGAAGAAGACCCCUUUGCCGUUCAGAUGGUCAGCUGGUGCCCUCAGAGUCGCAUCUUCUGUGUGGUCGGCAUCUCCGCUCAUAUCAUUCUGUAUCGCUUCAGCAAAUACGAUGCCAACACUCAGAUAGUGUCACUAGAAGUGCGCUUGCAAUGUGAGUCCGAGGAUGUCAUCACUCCAUCUGAGAAUGAAAAUUAUCCCUGCUUCUCAGAGCAAGGUUCACACUCACCCCAACCACACCACCAACAUCCAGUGAGUCCAGGUAGCAGAACGCCAGAGGGGGCCAAAGACCGUGGACCCUGCCUCAAAGUAAAGGAGCGGGUUGUUCGAGUCCCUCCUGGUUACCAGUCAGACCUGGUCAUCCAGCUGCUGUGGGUAGAUGGAGAACCACCCCAGCAAAUCACCAGCCUAGACAUCAAUUCUGCAUAUGGGCUCUUGGCGUUCGGGAACUGCAACGGGCUGGCGGUGGUGGACUAUCUGCAAAAAACAGUUAUCUUGUGUAUGUCGACUGUGGACCUGUACGGAGCCACUGACCCCUAUCAGCGCCUUACUCGUUCCCCCCGCAGGAACAGACAGUCCACCUCAGAGCAUUGCAUGCGCGGCCUGUCUAACUUUUAUUCAGAUUCCAAGAAAAGGAUCCGUACAUCCUAUCAGAGCCUUACUGAACUCAACGACAACCAGCAGUCCGUCGACAUGGAGAGGAGCAAGUCUCCAACUUCAGUUCAUUACCCAACCUCCCUUCACAAUGACCCGCGCGUCCUGCCCGAGCCUGUGGCCAGUCUGAGAGCCAGCCACUGCAGUCCAGUCUUUUACUUACUGGACAAUGUAAAGGGACCAGGCAGAAAGUUAAGUCUGCCCACAGAUCUUAAGACUGAUCUUGCCACACACUCGGUCCCACGAGGACUCCACAUUAGCGCAGGACAAAGCCUCCAACAAACGCAGUCCUUCUGGGAGAAGUCGUGUAAAGUCACCAAUCCAGGGGAUCAUGUCAAUGGACAUUGCACUAGCCCCACCUCUCAGCCCUGCUCAGCGGGGAAGCCUCGCAUUCCAAUGGGUCCCGAGGGACCACGGCUUACCCGCAGAGGCCCUGGCCGACCACCCUUCCGCAAGGCCCAGUCUGCUGCUUGCAUGGAGAUCUCUUUGCCUGUGUCCCACACUGAAGGCCAUGCAUCCAGGAGGGCAAUGCUUCAGCAGUUACAUGGAGUCACUAUGUACUCCCACGACGAGCACCACACCACCUCCUACUGCUGGAAUGAGAGAGAGAGUCGCGAAAACUCCUUCAGCCGCUCGCGCAGCUCCAGCGUGUCGAGCAUUGACCGGGACACCAAGGAGGCCAUCACAACUCUACAGUUUGGAGAGUCGUACGGACGCAAAAGCGAUGUCCUGCCGACACCGUGUCUGUGGGUGGGCACUAGUUUAGGCAUGGUCCUGCUCAUCCCACUGUCCAUCCCCACCGACCACGAGGAAAGGAUGGAGGAGGCAGUCACUGUUGGGCCUAGUGGAGCUGUCCAAAUGCUGAAGGGCUCUAUAUUACGCUUUGCUUUCCUGGAUUGCAUGGGAGCUCUCAUUCAGAGUCCAUACGAGGUUUGGCGGGACUUAAAUGCCCCUGAGGACCCGGACCGACCGCGGAGGCGCAAGCUGGUCCACUUUUCACCAUCAUCCUCCCAGGAUGCCAAUGGAGACGGACAUUUGGCUGUUGUGUGCUCUGAGAGACAGGCCAAAGUCUUCUUGAUGCCCUCGCAGGCUUGCCUCUUUGUCCACAACAUCACAGAGUCGUCCUUUGUGCUGCGAGCUGACGUGGUAUCUGUGUGCAACAGCGUGUGCCUGGCCUGCUUCUGUGCCAACGGACAUGUCAUGACUCUCAGUUUGCCCAGUUUAAGACCGCUCAUGGAUGUCAACUACCUGCCUCUGACAGACAUGCGCAUUGCAAGAACAUUCUGUUUCACCAACGGGGGGCAGGCACUGUAUCUCAGUUCCCCCACAGAGAUUCAGAGAAUCACAUACAGCCAGGAGAUGUGUGACAACCUGCAGGAAAUGCUCGGAGAGCUCUUCACCCCAAUAGAAACACCAGAAGCCCAGAACAGAGGGUUUCUAAAGGGCUUCUUUGGAGGAAAUGCCCAUGCAUUCGACAGAGAGGAGCUCUUUGGUGAGGCUGCCGCUGGGAAGGCUUCCCGAAGUCUGGCACAGCACAUCCCUGGUCAGGGAGGGGUGGAGGGCAUGAAGAUGGCAGCAGGGGGAGCGGUUGGGGAGCUGGCACGAGCUCGCAUUGCUUUAGAUGAGAGAGGCCAAAGGCUGGGAGAGCUGGAGGAGCGGACAGCCCUGAUGAUGACCAGUGCAGAAUCCUUCUCUAAGCAUGCUCAUGAGCUGAUGUUGAAGUGCAAGGACAAGAAGUGGUACCAGUUCUAAUAGCGGGACAGAUGAAGGAGGCUACCUGCUUGGAAAUUAAUGCUGCAACCGGACUUUCACUUUAAAAAUGAAAGUAAUUAGAGGAGACACAAGCGUGACUUUGUCUUUACGCCUUCUGGGACUGGCUGUGUGUGCGGCGCUGUCACGUUGAAGACGGGCUUGUUCCUCGUCUGGACUGGCAGUGAUGUGAGUUGUGAAAGGUUAACAGGUCUAAAGAGGGAACGAGGAACAUCUGACAUUUGUGUUUGUGUGUGUGUGUGUGUGUGUGUGUGUGUGUGUGCGUGCGUGCGUGCGUGCGUACGUGCGUGCGUGCGUGCGUGCGUGCGUGCGUGCGUGUGUGUGUGUGUGUGUGUGUGUGUGUGUGUGUGUGUGUGUGUGUGUGUUAGUCGGAGUGGUUGGAUUUUCUGGACCUUGCUGUGUAGAUACUCACAAGUUAAGAAACCAUCAAGAAAUGCAUGAAACCACAAUGGAUGAGUAUUAAAAAUAUACAACUGCCAUAUUAAAAAGCAGCAUGCUACUUUAACAGGAGAUUUGAAAUGAAAAAAUAUUUAUAAUGUAAGUCAACUACAGAAACUUAUGAAAAGCGUUCUAUUUUUUUGAGAUACUGGCAAAAAGACUAUAUAUAUAAAAAGGGAAAUGUAUACCUGCAUUGCUAUUAAGCCAAAACCUGUUAAUUUCCCUUUAUUUUAAUUUAUUUUUGUUUAUUUAUUUAUUUAUUUUAUUUUAUUUGGUCUCAGCAAGCAGUACUUGACAAUAUAUAAAUGCACAUGAUUAAUAUCUACACACAGAGAAUACUGUUAUACUCAAAGUUUGUUCCUCCACCAGUUAGGGCUGCACAAUACAAAUGAAAACCUGUAGUGAUGCCACUUAACUCUGCAAAGUCUACUGAACAACAUGCAUUUUUCAGCUGCUGCUUGCAAGCGCGGUGAUGAGGAAUAUCUCAUCAUCUAUGUGAAGACUGCGACCCGGUGUGAGACAAACGCAGAAUGUGUAUACUGGAUCAUGUUUGAGUCUGUUGUACAAACCUGUAUACAAUUCAUGUGCCAUAGAAAUCGAGACGACUGAAUCUCCACUGCAAACUUACUAAAGAGCUAAUAUGUGGGAAGCACGGUGAAAGAAAUGAGGUAUAACACAAAGGGCAUCACUCGUUUACUUCAGUAAAAAAGAAAUGUGUUCCAUUUAUGUCCGUAGCUGCUUUUUGUCCAUUGUAAACAUUUCGUGAGACGACUUUUUUUUAUUUGCUAAGUCAUUUAAAACUAAACAACUAUAUUUGCCACUUUUGCUCAAUGCACCAUUGUGCAAACCCAGUGUUGAACCCCAGUAGUCCUCGACCCACGGUGAAGGUCAACACAUGAUGACUGGAGUUGCGUCACUGUCCUCGCUCCCAGAUCUCCCGUGAGUUGUUUUCUUUUCACUAAGUGGUUCAGGGAAAGUAACAUUAUCUGUGGUGAUGUUCAGAAAUCAAGUUGGUAAAGAAGCUGUGCACGUGCGUAAAACGUCCACAGCAAUUUCAACUUGAAGCAAAAAUGUUUUUUUCCUUCUCAAUAUUGUUCUGACUAUAUCUUUGUGUCAGAGUCUUUAUAUUUGAUGGUCUUCAAAAUGAAGGCGUGUGUGUUUUUGAAAAAACGUUUCAUGAUACAUGGCUGUGCAUCAAGUUGUGAUUGUGUUGUAAGUCGGUGGGUAGCCACGUGACAGACUGAGGAGGGCGUUUUGUACUUGUGCAGCUGUCUGUAUUUUAAACAUGUCUGGAAAAAAGGACUGUCAUCUCUCACACAUUGGUUCUUUAUGCACAUGAGCAUCAGCCCAUCCAGUAUGAAGUGAAGCGCCUUGGUCUUGUACGUGACUCUCUCAUACGCACCUGACAUACCCCAAAAUAAAAUUUAAAAAGUCCAUCAUCACAUGUCGGGCUGCUGAGACAUUCCUUAGAAUUAAACGGCCUUCUUUCGUGUGUACUUAAACAUAGUCGACCUGAAAUCUCAAAGCCGAGCUGUGUGUGUGUUUCAAAUAGCUACACAUAAUUGGAUUCAAAGCUUUAAUUAUGUCAGAAUAUUAACAAUACAUUUCUCUUCUAUCUCUGUACCGUCAGUGAGAUUUGUGUUCAGUGCAGUUCUUUCAGUGGCAGAGAAAACACACAAAAAAUAAAACUAAAAUAAAAUUUACCAAAAAAAAUGUUGUAAAAAAAUGCAAAAAGAAAAACUUCAAACUUCUGCUUACAGGGUGUUUUGUUAGUCUGUUGUUUUGGUUUCUAUGUUUUUGGUUUUUAUAUUAACUGUACAGUUUAACUUUGGGUUAAAAUGUAAAAAAAUAAAAUAAAAAAGAGACUUGGGAUAUUUUCUGUAUAUGUUGUACCUGUUACUGCUGGUACUGUACUAUCUGGUAUUGCUCUGUCUAAAUCACUGGAACUAUGUACGGUAGUUCUUCACACUGUAGUAUGCUGGAAAAGCAUUGAUUUGAUUUGACUUAAUAACGGCGAGAAAUCUUGUCUAAUUUCAGCUGACUCUACCACUUUUUGUUCUACUUGAUAUAUUCUAGUGUAAUAGAAAUUCCUUGAUGAAAAAUGUCUUAAUAUGUUGAUGCAAAAGCAAACUGAAAUAAACAUUGAUUGAUGUAAACAUUGGAAA
Messenger RNA from Nothobranchius furzeri (turquoise killifish), 6602 nucleotides. RefSeq names its product syntaxin binding protein 5L (gene stxbp5l). Gene Ontology annotation, biological process: regulation of protein secretion; regulation of exocytosis. NCBI's taxonomy places the organism in Eukaryota, Metazoa, Chordata, Actinopteri, Cyprinodontiformes, Nothobranchiidae. Gene Ontology annotation, cellular component: cytoplasm; SNARE complex; plasma membrane. The record is from RefSeq and is a predicted model, not a curated record. Gene Ontology annotation, molecular function: GTPase activator activity; myosin II binding; syntaxin binding.